Molecule: messenger RNA, 3572 nt
Organism: Cygnus atratus (black swan)
Lineage: Eukaryota; Metazoa; Chordata; Aves; Anseriformes; Anatidae
Gene: MCF2
Product: MCF.2 cell line derived transforming sequence
Exons: 30
Coding region: 35-3346 (1103 amino acids)
Biological process (GO): dendrite development; intracellular signal transduction
Cellular component (GO): cytoplasm
Molecular function (GO): protein binding; guanyl-nucleotide exchange factor activity
Source: RefSeq, a predicted model, not a curated record
CGGCCCCCCGCCGGGGGGCACCUCGGCGGGGGAGAUGGAGCGCUACUACUGCCUGCUGCGGGCCGCCGCGCUGCUGGAGGCCGCCGCCGCCGAAACUGCAAUACCCAUCUGUGCAAAGGACAUCAGUGAUGAUUUGAUGAAACAGUUUGCUUUUCUUUCUGGUGGCCGAGGGAAGGAUAAGGCUUGGAUUAUCACCUUCCCCGACAACUCUCGGUUCAACGACGUGCCCGAGGAGACUGUAACUAAAGUCUUAACGUACCUAACGUCAGUCCCAAGUCAACAUGAGCCUGACACCAAAUUUAUCCUAAUCCUGGAUAGAAGAUUGGACACAUGGACAUCCGUCAAAAUGACUCUCCAAAAAAUAGCAGCGUCGUUCCCGGGGAACCUGCACUUAGUGAUGGUUCUUCGUCCUACGGGUUUUUUCCAGCGCACCUUCACUGACAUUGGAUUUCGGUUUAGUCAGGAGGAUUUUCUGCUCAAGUUACCGGUGGUUAUGCUGAGCUCGGUUAGCGAUCUGCUGACAUACAUUGAUGAACAGCAGCUGACCCCGGAGUUCGGAGGCACCCUGGAAUACUGCCACAGCGAGUGGGUCAUCUUCAGGACUGCAAUAGAGAGUUUUGCACUAACUGUGAAGGAAAUUGCACAGAUGUUACAAUCUUUUGGCACGGAGCUGGCAGAGACCGAACUACCAGACGACAUGUAUUCAAUUGAGCGCAUCCUGGCUCUGCGCACAGAAAAGUACUACCAGCUCAAGGAAGAUAUUACAGCAGUCACAAAAGAAGGAAACUUGCUUUUAAGCAGUUUAGAAGAGCCUGAGGUGGGUGAAUGCAGUCAGGACCAGCACCGCGAGAGGCCUGGGGACUGGGAGACUGUGAAUCGGCUACUUGGUCAGUUGCGUGAGAUGGAGACUGCUUUCGAUGGUUUCUGGGAAAAACAUCAGUUAAAAAUGGAGCAAUAUUUACAACUGUGGAAGUUUGAGCAAAGUUUUCAAGAGGUCAAGAAUGCCAUUGAAUUUUUAAUGGGUCAGCAGGCGGAACUGCCCGACACUGGAGACAGUGUCUCCCAAGUGAAACAGAGGCUCAAGGACUUGAGUCAUUUUGAUGGUAUGGCUCAGGAUCUGAUAGGGAAGGCUCAGGUUGUGAUACUACAUGGACACCAGCUAGCAGCAAAUCACCACUACGCACUCAACUUAAUCUGCCAGCAAUGCAACGAGCUGCGGCACCAUUCUGAUGUCUUGUCUGAUGAAAUCAAAAGGAAGCAGAUGCGACUGCAGAAGACCUUGGAUCUUCAUACCCGCCUUCAGCAGGCCCUGCAGUGCUGUGAUGAGGGUGCCUACCUGCUCGCCAACCAGCAGAUGGACAAGUGCCAGUCUAAAGAAGGUGCUCAGAAAGCUCUCCAGGACAUAGAAAGAUUUCUUGAAAGCUCUUCACCAUACUUAAACUAUGAUCCCCAAGCACUACAAUAUGACUUCGAGUCAGUCUUAACACCUGAAUUAAAGUGCCAGAUACAGUCAGUGCAGGUCAAGCUUGAAAAUGUUCGAAGCAUGUUUGAGAAUCGGCAGUCUUGCUUCAAGAAGCUGUUGGAUAAACACGUGCGUCCCGUCCAGUUAGUAGCCCCUCGGCCAGAAAAUCCUCCACGAUCAAAAUCACCAUUAUUCUCUCCUAAACAUGGUGUGGAUUUUAAUUCCAGUUUGAAAUUUUCCUUUGACCUCUCUCUUCCUGGGAAGAAAACAUCAAGAAAAACUCCAAGUUCUCGCAAGAUUGAAGUAAUGCAUGACUAUCAGGAAAAAAGGAAUUCUUUACAAUCGUUUAUUUCAGACAGUGAUGACAACUUAGAUAUACUAAAAGGCCAUGUCAUAAAUGAGCUUAUAGAAACGGAGAGAGUUUAUGUAGAGGAGCUAUUCACUGUUCUGACGGGCUACAGAGCAGAGAUGGACAACCCUGCCAUGGUCAUUCUCUUGCCUCCCGUGUUGAGGAACAGGAAGGAUGUCCUUUUUGGAAACAUGCCUGAGAUAUAUGACUUCCACAACAAAAUUUUCCUGCACAGUUUGGAAAGCUGCCUGGGAGCACCCGAGAGAGUGGGAUUUUGUUUCCUAGACAGGCGAGAGGAUUUUCAGAUGUAUGAGAAAUACUGUCAGAACAAGCCCCGGUCGGAGUCCCUGUGGAGGCAGUGCUCUGAAAGCACCUUCUUCCAGGAGUGCCAAAGAAAAUUAGAGCACAAACUCGGGUUGGAUUCCUAUUUGCUCAAGCCAGUGCAGCGCCUGACAAAAUACCAGUUACUUCUGAAGGAGUUGCUAAAGUACAGCACGAGCUGUGAUGGAGUUCAGGAACUUCAAGAAGCUCUGGUUGCAAUGUUGGAUUUGCUAAAGUCAGUCAAUGACUCUAUGCAUCAGAUUUCAAUAACAGGAUAUGAUGGCGACUUGAGUGAACUAGGAAAAGUAUUAAUGCAAGGAUCUUUCAGUGUUUGGACGGGACAUCGAAAAGGUCCAACAAAAAUGAAGGAUCUUGCCAGGUUCAAGCCAAUGCAGAGGCAUCUCUUCCUGUACGAGAAAGCUUUGGUCUUCUGCAAGAAGCGAGAGGAUCAUGGAGAUGGAUAUGAUAAAACUUCAUCUUACAGUUUUAAGCAUUUUUUGAAAAUGAAUGCAGUUGGAAUAACUGAGAAUGUGAAAGGCGAUCAUCGAAAAUUUGAAAUCUGGUAUAGUGGACGAGAAGAAGUAUACGUUGUGCAGGCCCAAACAGUAGAUCUGAAGAUGGCGUGGUUAAAUGAAAUAAGAAAAAUUUUGUUCAAGCAGCAGGAGCUUAUAAAAGUGGAGAAGCAGCAACCGGGCUCAUGCACGGACCAGCUCCACCUCUCCUCCCAGCUGAGUGACGGAAAGCAGCAGAGAGCCUCCAUAAGCUCAGAAGAGAAUGACUCGGAGCGCACCAGCCCGGUGCCACUGGACAGCGUGCUCCUGUCUCCCCAGAGCAAGCCCCACAGAAGCUGGCCAGGAAUGUCACAGUCCCUGGAAAUCUGUGAGGGGCUAGAGGAGUGGUCCGGUAACCAGUACCUGUCCAAUUGCUCGGACACCGAGGAGGAGGAGGGGAACCAGCUGUCUCCAGGAAAAUAUAAAGCUCUUGCAGACUGCAAGAAGAGAGGAUCAGAGGACCUGCUGGUGAAAAACGGGGAUGAAAUCCAGCUUUUGCAUGAAGAUGGUGAGGGACAGUGGUUGGUGAAAAACCUAAACAGAAGAAAAGAAGGCUGGAUUCCCGUCCACAGUCUGCAGAUAGUAGUCGGUGACUGUAGAUUUCGGAAUGCCAAAGUCGCAGAUGCUGCCCUGUGUAACACAAGAAAGUUUAGUUCCCCUUGAAUUACGGGUGAACUAGUAGCAUCCUGGUUUUGAUGCUCUUGGAAGCUUUCAACUAAGUGUUACAGAGAAAUAGCACGGUAGUUGGAGUUGUCCAGUACUAUUCAUCACAUUCACAGAGCUCCACAGCUUCAUCUGCACUGAACGGGACCGGGGUCCUAAGCAGCUUCUCAUAGUCAUAACGGAAGCCAUUCUCUGCUCUUUUUUUUCCUUUUUUUUUUUUCCUCAC